GCCGCAGCCAAUCGCGCGCGGGGAGGUGGUGGGGCCGAGCAAGAUGGAGGAGUACGCUCGCGAGCCCUGUCCCUGGAGGAUAGUGGAUGACUGUGGAGGGGCCUUCACCAUGGGGGCCAUAGGAGGGGGCAUUUUCCAGGCUAUCAAAGGCUUCCGAAAUUCCCCAGUGGGUGUAAACCACCGUCUGCGGGGCAGUUUGACAGCCAUUAAAACCAGAGCUCCACAACUGGGAGGGAGCUUUGCUGUCUGGGGUGGUCUCUUCUCCAUGAUUGACUGCAGUAUGGUCAGAAUGAGAGGGAAGGAAGAUCCCUGGAAUUCCAUCACGAGUGGAGCCCUGACUGGAGCCAUUUUAGCUGCAAGAAACGGCCCUGUUGCUAUGGUCGGAUCUGCUGCCAUGGGGGGAAUUCUCCUGGCCCUGAUUGAAGGAGCUGGAAUUCUGCUGACGAGAUUUGCCUCCACACAGUUCCCAAACGGCCCACAGUUGUCAGAGGAUCCAUCCCAGCUCCAGCCACCCCCAUUCAGUGACUACCGACAGUACCAAUGAUGGUCCCCUGCCGCCUCCUCCUUCUCCUCCUCCUUCUCCUCCUCCUUCUCCUUCUCCUUCUCCUUCUCCUUCUCCUUCUCCUUCUCCUUC
Molecule: messenger RNA, 634 nt
Organism: Ficedula albicollis (Collared flycatcher)
Lineage: Eukaryota; Metazoa; Chordata; Aves; Passeriformes; Muscicapidae
Gene: TIMM17A
Product: translocase of inner mitochondrial membrane 17 homolog A (yeast)
Exons: 6
Coding region: 44-544 (166 amino acids)
Biological process (GO): protein import into mitochondrial matrix
Cellular component (GO): mitochondrial inner membrane; TIM23 mitochondrial import inner membrane translocase complex
Molecular function (GO): transmembrane protein transporter activity
Source: RefSeq, a predicted model, not a curated record